UGCCGACCGGCUUCAGGACUCCAUCUCCUUCACCUGGUCACCCGAGAGAUCCCAGAGCGGCGUCGCCGUCGAUAAACCGCAGCCAUGAGCUCGGAUCAGGAGAUGGCCGUCUUCGGGGAGGCCGCCCCGUACCUCCGCAAGUCGGAGAAGGAGCGGAUCGAGGCCCAGAACAAGCCCUUCGACGCCAAGACGUCCGUCUUCGCCGCGGAUCCCAAGGAAUCCUUCGUGAAGAGCACCAUUCAGAGCCGCGAGGGAGGGAAGGUCACGGUCAAGACCGAAAAAGGCGCGACCCUGACGGUGAAAGAUGACCAAAUCUUCCCCAUGAACCCGCCCAAAUUCGACAAGAUCGAGGACAUGGCCAUGAUGACCCACCUGAACGAGCCCGCCGUGCUCUACAACCUCAAAGAGCGCUACUCCACCUGGAUGAUCUACACGUACUCGGGCCUCUUCUGCGUCACCGUCAACCCCUACAAGUGGCUGCCGGUGUACAACGCGGAGGUGGUCGCGGCCUACCGAGGCAAGAAGCGACAGGAGGCCCCACCCCACAUCUUCUCCAUCUCCGACAACGCCUACCAGUUCAUGCUCACCGACCGUGAGAACCAGUCUAUCCUGAUCACCGGAGAAUCCGGGGCCGGGAAGACUGUGAACACCAAACGGGUCAUCCAGUACUUCGCAACAAUUGCGGUCACUGGGGAGAAGAAGAAGGAGGACACGGGAAAGGGCACCCUCGAGGACCAGAUCAUCAACGCCAACCCGCUGCUGGAGGCCUUUGGCAACGCCAAGACCGUGAGGAACGACAACUCUUCGCGUUUCGGCAAAUUCAUCAGGAUCCACUUUGGCACCACGGGGAAACUGGCUUCGGCUGAUAUUGAAACAUAUCUCCUGGAGAAGUCCCGAGUUACCUUCCAGCUGAAGGCUGAACGUAGCUACCACAUCUUUUAUCAAAUCACGUCCAACAAGAAGCCGGAACUCAUUGAGAUGCUUCUGAUCACCACCAACCCGUACGACUACCCCUUCGUCAGCCAGGGAGAGAUUUCGGUAGCCAGCAUCGAUGACCAAGAGGAGCUGAUGGCCACCGAAACCGCCAUCGAUAUCCUGGGCUUCACGUCUGACGAAAAGGGGGCCAUUUACAAGCUGACCGGCGGCGUGAUGCAUUACGGGAACCUGAAGUUCAAACAAAAACAGAGGGAAGAACAGGCCGAGCCGGACGGCACCGAAGUGGCUGACAAGGCCGCCUACCUCCAAGGUCUGAACUCGUCCGACCUGCUCAAGGCUCUGUGCUACCCGAGGGUGAAAGUCGGCAACGAGUACGUCACCAAGGGCCAGACGGUGGAGCAGGUGUACAACGCGGUGGGUGCCCUGGCCAGGGCCGUCUACGACAAGAUGUUCCUGUGGAUGGUGACCCGCAUCAACCAGCAGCUGGACACCAAGCAGCCCCGGCAGUACUUCAUCGGAGUCCUGGACAUCGCCGGCUUCGAGAUCUUCGACUUCAACAGCCUGGAGCAGCUGUGCAUCAACUUCACCAACGAGAAGCUGCAGCAGUUCUUCAACCACCACAUGUUCGUGCUGGAGCAGGAGGAGUACAAGAAGGAGGGCAUCGAGUGGGAGUUCAUCGACUUCGGCAUGGACCUAGCCGCCUGCAUCGAGCUCAUCGAGAAGCCGAUGGGCAUCUUCUCCAUCCUGGAGGAGGAGUGCAUGUUCCCCAAGGCCACGGACACCUCCUUCAAGAACAAGCUCUACGACCAGCACCUGGGCAAGUCCGCCAACUUCCAGAAGCCCAAGCCGGUCAAGGGCAAGGCCGAGGCCCACUUCGCCCUGAUCCACUACGCCGGCACCGUGGACUACACCGUCACCGGCUGGCUGGAGAAGAACAAGGACCCCCUGAACGAGACCGUCGUGGGCCUGUAUCAGAAAUCUUCCCUGAAGACUCUGGCCUACCUCUUCUCCGGCGCGGCCGCGGCCGCCGAAGCCGAGGCCGGCGGCGGACCGGCUAAGAAAGGGUCUAAGAAGAAGGGUUCCUCUUUCCAGACCGUGUCAGCUGUCUUCCGGGAGAAUCUGAACAAGCUGAUGACCAACCUGAGGAGCACUCACCCUCACUUUGUGCGCUGCAUCAUCCCCAACGAGACGAAAACGCCCGGGGCCAUGGAACACGAGCUCGUCCUUCACCAGCUGCGCUGUAACGGGGUGCUCGAAGGCAUCCGCAUCUGCCGGAAGGGGUUCCCCAGCAGGAUCAUUUACGCCGACUUCAAGCAGCGAUACAAGGUCUUGAAUGCGAGCGCCAUCCCAGAAGGGCACUUCAUCGACAGCAAGAAGGCCUCGGAGAAACUCCUCGGGUCCAUCGACAUCGACCACACGCAGUAUAAAUUCGGCCACACCAAGGUGUUCUUCAAAGCCGGACUCCUGGGUCUCCUGGAGGAGAUGCGAGACGAAAAGCUGGCCCAGCUGAUGACGCGCACCCAGGCCAGGUGUCGCGGCUUCCUCAUGAGGGAAGAAUACAAGAAGAUGGUGGAGAGGAGGGAGUCCAUCUUCUGCAUCCAGUACAACGUCCGCGCCUUCAUGAACGUCAAGCACUGGCCCUGGAUGAAGCUCUUCUUCAGGAUCAAGCCACUGCUCAAGAGCGCCGAGACGGAGAAGGAGAUGGCCAACAUGAAGGAGGAGUUCGCCAAGAUCAAAGAGGAGCUCGCCAAAUCGGAGGCCAAAAGGAAGGAGCUGGAGGAGAAGAUGGUGUCACUCCUGAAGGAGAAAAAUGACCUCCAGCUCCAAGUGCAAUCGGAAGCGGACGCCUUGGCCGACGCGGAGGAGAGGUGCGACCAGCUGAUCAAGACGAAAAUCCAGCUGGAGGCCAAAAUCAAAGAGGUGACGGAGAGGGCGGAGGACGAGGAGGAGAUCAACGCCGAGCUGACGGCCAAGAAGAGGAAGCUGGAGGACGAGUGCUCCGAGCUGAAGAAGGACAUCGACGACCUGGAGCUGACGCUGGCCAAGGUGGAGAAGGAGAAGCACGCCACCGAGAAUAAGGUGAAGAACCUGACGGAGGAGAUGGCCGGCCUGGACGAGACCAUCGCCAAGCUGACCAAAGAGAAGAAAGCUCUCCAGGAGGCCCACCAGCAGACCCUGGACGACCUCCAGGCCGAGGAGGACAAAGUCAACACGCUCACCAAGGCCAAGGUCAAGCUGGAACAGCAAGUGGACGACCUUGAAGGGUCUCUGGAGCAAGAGAAGAAACUCCGCAUGGACCUGGAGCGGGCCAAGAGGAAACUCGAGGGAGACCUGAAGUUGGCCCAGGAAUCCAUCAUGGAUAUAGAAAACGAAAAGCAGCAGAUUGAUGAAAAACUCAAAAAGAAGGAGUUUGAGAUCAGCAAUCUGCAGAGCAAAAUUGAGGAUGAACAGGCCCUGGCUAAUCAGCUGCAGAAGAAGAUCAAAGAGCUACAGGCUCGCAUCGAGGAGCUGGAGGAGGAGAUCGAGGCCGAGAGGACGUCUCGGGCCAAAGCGGAGAAGCAGAGGUCCGACCUGUCCCGGGAGCUGGAGGAGAUCAGCGAGCGGCUGGAGGAGGCCGGAGGGGCCACCUCCGCCCAGAUCGAGAUGAACAAGAAGCGCGAGGCCGAGUUCCAGAAGAUGCGGCGGGACCUGGAGGAGGCCACCCUGCAGCACGAGGCCACGGCGGCCGCCCUGCGCAAGAAGCACGCCGACAGCGUGGCCGAGCUCGGGGAGCAGAUCGACAACCUGCAGCGCGUCAAGCAGAAGCUGGAGAAGGAGAAGAGCGAGAUGAAGAUGGAGAUCGACGACCUGGCCAGCAACAUGGAGACCGUCUCCAAAGCCAAGGGCAACCUUGAAAAGAUGUGCCGCACUCUAGAAGAUCAAGUCAGUGAGCUGAAAACCAAAGAGGAAGAGCAGCAGCGUCUGAUCAAUGACCUGUCUGCUCAGAGAGCGCGUUUGCAGACAGAAUCCGGGGAAUAUUCCCGCCAGCUGGACGAGAAAGAAACUCUGGUGUCUCAGCUGUCGCGAGGCAAGCAAGCGUUCACCCAGCAGAUUGAGGAACUGAAGAGGCAGCUUGAAGAAGAGACCAAGGCCAAGAACGCCCUGGCCCACGCCCUCCAGUCCUCCCGCCACGACUGCGACCUGUUGCGGGAACAGUACGAGGAGGAGCAGGAAUCCAAGGCCGAGCUUCAGAGGGCCAUGUCCAAAGCCAACAGCGAGGUCGCCCAGUGGAGGACCAAAUACGAGACCGAUGCCAUCCAGCGCACGGAGGAGCUGGAGGAAGCCAAGAAGAAGCUGGCUCAGCGGCUGCAGGAGGCCGAGGAGCACGUGGAAGCCGUCAACGCCAAAUGCGCGUCCCUGGAGAAGACCAAGCAGCGGCUGCAGAACGAGGUGGAGGAUCUUAUGAUCGACGUGGAGAGGACCAACGCCGCCUGCGCCGCACUAGAUAAGAAGCAGAGGAACUUCGACAAGAUCCUGGCGGAAUGGAAGCAGAAAUACGAGGAGACCCAGGCCGAGCUGGAGGCAUCUCAGAAGGAGUCCCGCUCGCUGAGCACGGAGCUGUUCAAGAUGAAGAAUGCCUAUGAGGAGUCUCUGGACCACUUGGAGACGUUGAAGCGCGAGAACAAGAACCUGCAGCAGGAGAUCUCCGACCUCACCGAGCAGAUCGCCGAGGGAGGGAAGCACAUCCACGAGCUGGAGAAAAUCAAGAAGCAGAUUGAGCAAGAGAAGUGUGAGCUACAGGCCGCCCUGGAGGAAGCGGAGGCAUCCCUGGAACACGAAGAGGGCAAGAUCCUCCGCAUCCAGCUGGAGCUGAACCAGGUCAAGUCGGAGAUCGACCGGAAGAUCGCGGAGAAGGACGAGGAGAUCGACCAGCUGAAGAGGAAUCACCUCAGGGUGGUGGAGACCAUGCAGAGCGUGCUGGACGCCGAGAUCCGGAGCCGGAACGACGCCAUCCGGCUCAAGAAGAAGAUGGAGGGGGAUCUGAACGAGAUGGAGAUCCAGCUGAACCACGCCAACCGCAUGGCGGCCGAGGCUCUGAAGAACUACAGGAACACCCAGGCCAUCCUCAAGGACACGCAGCUGCACCUGGAUGAUGCCCUCCGCGGACAGGAAGACCUGAGGGAGCAGUUGGCCAUGGUGGAGCGCCGGGCCAACCUGCUGCAGGCCGAGGUGGAGGAGCUCCGCGCGUCCCUGGAGCAGACCGAGAGGAGCCGCAAGAUCGCCGAGCAGGAGCUGCUGGACGCCAGCGAGCGCGUCCAGCUGCUGCACACCCAGAACACCAGUCUGAUCAACACCAAGAAGAAGCUGGAAACAGACAUCUCCCAGAUCCAGGGCGAGAUGGAGGAUAUGGUCCAGGAGGCUCGCAACGCCGAAGAGAAGGCCAAGAAGGCCAUCACUGACGCUGCCAUGAUGGCCGAGGAGCUGAAGAAGGAGCAGGACACCAGUGCCCACCUGGAGAGGAUGAAGAAGAACUUGGAGCAGACGGUGAAGGACCUGCAGCUUCGCCUGGACGAGGCCGAGCAGCUGGCCCUCAAGGGGGGCAAGAAGCAGAUCCAGAAACUGGAGGCCAGGGUCCGCGAGCUGGAAGGCGAGGUGGAGGGCGAACAGAAGCGCAACGUGGAGACCGUGAAGAGUCUGCGCAAACACGAGAGGAGAGUGAAGGAGCUCACCUACCAGACGGAGGAAGACCGCAAGAACGUCCUCAGGCUCCAGGACCUGGUGGACAAACUGCAGGCCAAAGUGAAAGCCUACAAGCGGCAAGCGGAGGAGGCUGAGGAACAGUCCAAUACGAACCUCUCCAAAUUCCGCAAGAUCCAGCACGAGCUGGAGGAGGCGGAGGAGCGGGCGGACAUCGCCGAGUCCCAGGUCAACAAGCUGCGGGUCAAAAGCCGGGAAGUGCACACCAAGAUCGUCAGCGAAGAAUGAUCCUCCUGCACCACAGCCGGACGGCGGUGGCGGGAGGACGAAGACACAAAAUGUGAAAUUCUUUCUCCUGCUGCUCUGUAGCGAAGACACAAAAUGUGAAAUUCUCUCUCGCGCUGCUCUGUAGCUACUGCCUGUCUGUCUUUCAUGUCUGGGAAACAUAAACUGUAGACGCCUCUGCAAACAAAA
Molecule: messenger RNA, 6087 nt
Organism: Tachyglossus aculeatus (Australian echidna)
Lineage: Eukaryota; Metazoa; Chordata; Mammalia; Monotremata; Tachyglossidae
Product: myosin-1-like
Exons: 39
Coding region: 85-5901 (1938 amino acids)
Cellular component (GO): myosin complex
Molecular function (GO): ATP binding; cytoskeletal motor activity; actin filament binding
Source: RefSeq, a predicted model, not a curated record